Messenger RNA from Guyanagaster necrorhizus, 492 nucleotides. RefSeq lists its product as uncharacterized. The record is from RefSeq and is a predicted model, not a curated record. The coding region runs from base 95 to 382 and encodes 95 amino acids. The transcript is spliced from 4 exons. NCBI's taxonomy places the organism in Eukaryota, Fungi, Basidiomycota, Agaricomycetes, Agaricales, Physalacriaceae.
GUCUCGGUGAAGAAGUUGCUGAACGGAACAGACGACGAAGGUCGUCGUACCUGAAGGCACCUACGACUUCACACGCGCAGUACAAUCGUCAGCAAUGAUCGUCAUCAGGAGGGGUUGCUAUUUGACCUGUAGCCGCCUCGUGGAGCGUUCUAUAACUCUGUCUGGAGAAAUGCUGUCGUUUAGUCAGGAACAGGGGCGUCACCAGAUUCGCAUUCUGGGCAUGGACGGAGGCCAUCAGGGCUGCCGAAAAUAUACGGGAGGAGGGUUUUACAAGCGACACUCGUUAUACAAGAGUCAACGCGCUCUGGCUGCAUUCCGCUGUCAGACAGACUCGAACACGGCUACUGUACGCCAUUUGUCGAUGCGGAUUGCUGCUUGUUAAAAUGACAAUCAACGGACAUCUCUCUCAUCAUCACCGACACCUAGUCAUCUUUUUAUCACAGAAUCCAUCCAGAGGAAGAUCCAGCCGUCCCAAUUUCGAGGUUCCAGAGU